CUGGACUGGUUCUUCAGUCUGCUCCAGGCGUUCGAGUUAAUCAAGUGUGAUUCUUUGUUGCUGACCAAGAGAGACUAAUGGUCACUGAUAGUUCGAAAUGACCCAAUACUAUCGGUUGUUACAGGCUGUUCUGCUGGCCCUGGCAUCGUCGCAGGUCCUCGCUAGUGGCCUUCCUGCAGAUUGUGGCCAGCGGAAGCACAUGUACACCAAUUUGAUUGUCAAGGGCAAGGAAGCAAAGGCAGGCAACUGGCCGUGGCACACGGCGAUCUUCCAUCGUGUGGAUUCUGUGUUUGAGUACAAGUGCGGUGGAACGAUCAUUGAUAAGAAUACUAUACUCACAGCGGCUCACUGCGUUCGCUUGUCGAAUGGCAUCAUCCCCAGCGAAAAGCUCUCGAUACAGGUGGGUCGAAACCAACUGCUAGUGGCGGACGAUCGUGCGGCGGAGCAUGCAGCGAGUCGGAUUCUGGUGGACAAACGCUACCAGAGCGGUGCCGUAGACCACGACAUUGCGCUUAUCAAACUGGCAACCGAUAUCCAGUUCACGGAUUACAUUCAACCCGUGUGUCUGUGGAACAGAGGCGAAGAUCGGCUGUUGAUCCGAGAGCGGGAAGGUACGAUCGUUGGGUUUGGGGCGACGGCAACCUCCGGCUUCUCGGAGGUAUUGAACGAAGCACAGCUUCCAGUGGUUGAUAAUCAGAUAUGUUUGGAAAGUAAUAGGGAGAUAUUUGCGCGAACCCUUACCAACAAUAUGUACUGCGCGGGACGGCGUAACGGUGUCAAUGCCUGCAAUGGUGACAGCGGAGGAGGAAUGUUCUUUUUGAUCGGUGAGCACUGGUUUGUGCGAGGAAUUGUAUCGUUCUCGCCCGUUGUUGAGAGUACCGGUGCAUGCGAUCCGCAGGAAUACGUCGUGUUCACCGAUGUUGCUCGAUACGUCGACUGGAUUGCUCACCAGUUGAACGCAUCAUUCGUUGAGGCUCCUGCUCGAUCCGAUGUGCACCCAAAAUUGAAACUUCUCAAACAGGAUAUCUGUGGGACCAAUACUUAUCCGUUCCACAAGGAAACAGAGAAACCAGUGUUUCUUACGUAUCCAUGGGUAGGCUUGAUAGAAUACACCAAGCAAGGUGGAACUGAGACCAAAACCCUCUGUCAUGCGAUUCUGAUCAGCGAUCGUUAUCUAGUGACAGCUGCCCAGUGUGUUUACAACACCAAAAACUACAAACCAACCUCGAUCCGAUUGGGUGAUUAUGAUACUUCCACUGACCAGGACUGUGAUCAACUUGACGGGACCGUGGUAUGUGCUGAUCCCAUCCAAACGUUACCCAUCGAAACCAUCACCGUUCACCAGCAAUACAACAAACCACGUUACGCCAACGAUAUCGCACUGAUUCGACUUCGAAGGCGCGCGGACAUCACCCCGGAGAAUGUACGACCCGUCUGUCUGCCACUCUCCAAAGCGCUUCGGAGCCACAAGCCGCCCACCUUCACGAGAACCGGCUGGAAGGGAAGCAACAGUCAGACAACCAUGCAGCGCUCCCAGGUGAACGUCGUUGAAUCCGUGGCCUGUCAGCGUCUGUACAACGCGAAUCGUGUCCGGCUGGAGAAGACUUUCCGCCAGAUUUGUGUCGAGCGGGACCCGGUGCCGGCGAGUGGUACCUGUGUGUUCGACAGAGCCGCUGCGCCCCUGCAAUCCGUCCAAACGGUGGACGCUAGCCCGCGGUACGUGCUCCAUGGAAUACUCACCCUCGGUCCCAACAAGUGUCACCUGAACUAUCCCGAUGUGUACACUAACAUAGGCACCUACUUGGAGUGGAUAUUGGACAAUUUGCAGGAGUGAGCAAAAACGGGGACAGAUUGUUUUUUUAUCUCUCUUAUUUUAUUCCAUUAAAUGCUAUGAUUUGUUUUAUCGAUAGGUGAGAUUAUACACGUGUGUAGUAAACUUAAUACUGAUUAGAAAUAAAUACACCACUUUCAAA
This is a messenger RNA of Toxorhynchites rutilus septentrionalis, 1973 nucleotides long. RefSeq names its product CLIP domain-containing serine protease B15-like. The transcript is spliced from 2 exons. The record is from RefSeq and is a predicted model, not a curated record. Gene Ontology annotation, biological process: proteolysis. NCBI's taxonomy places the organism in Eukaryota, Metazoa, Arthropoda, Insecta, Diptera, Culicidae. Gene Ontology annotation, molecular function: serine-type endopeptidase activity. The coding region runs from base 98 to 1834 and encodes 578 amino acids.